This is a messenger RNA of Saccharomyces mikatae IFO 1815, 1389 nucleotides long. RefSeq names its product mitochondrial processing peptidase (gene MAS1). The coding region runs from base 1 to 1389 and encodes 462 amino acids. Gene Ontology annotation, cellular component: mitochondrion. Gene Ontology annotation, molecular function: metalloendopeptidase activity; metal ion binding. The record is from RefSeq and is a predicted model, not a curated record. NCBI's taxonomy places the organism in Eukaryota, Fungi, Ascomycota, Saccharomycetes, Saccharomycetales, Saccharomycetaceae. The transcript has a single exon.
AUGUUUUCCAGAACAUUAUCCAAAUUCCGCAAUACAAGGAGGCUUUUAAGUACGGCUUCGUCGCAAAUUCCAGGCACCAGAACCUCGAAAUUGCCCAAUGGUUUGACAAUUGCCACAGAGUAUAUUCCCAAUACAUCCUCAGCUACUGUUGGAAUAUUUGUCGAUGCUGGUUCUAGGGCAGAAAAUUUAAAAAACAAUGGUACAGCACAUUUUCUAGAACAUCUGGCCUUCAAGGGUACUCAAAAUAGGUCUCAACAGGGAAUUGAACUAGAAAUUGAAAACAUCGGAUCUCAUUUGAAUGCUUAUACGUCAAGAGAAAACACGGUCUAUUAUGCUAAGUCUCUAGAAGAAGAUAUUCCCAAAGCGGUCGACAUCUUAAGUGAUAUCUUGACCAAAUCUGUUUUGGAUAGUAACGCUAUUGAAAGAGAAAGAGACGUAAUCAUCAGGGAAAGUGAAGAAGUGGACAAGAUGUAUGAUGAAGUUGUCUUCGAUCACCUUCAUGAAAUUACGUACAAGGACCAGCCUUUAGGAAGGACCAUUCUAGGACCUAUAAAGAAUAUCAAAUCUAUAACAAGAUCCGAUUUGAAAGAUUACAUAACCAAAAACUACAAAGGUGACAGAAUGGUGUUGGCCGGCGCAGGCGCUGUCGAUCAUGAGAGAUUGGUACAAUAUGCUCAAAAAUACUUCGGUCAUGUUCCCAGAUCUGAUUCACCUGUACCAUUGGGCUCACCAAGAGGGCCAUUACCAGUGUUUUAUCGAGGUGAGAAGUUCAUUGAAGAGAAGACGUUACCCACUACUCAUAUCGCUAUUGCACUGGAAGGUGUUUCAUGGUCUGCCCCUGAUUAUUUUGUGGCUCUAGCAACACAGGCAAUUGUCGGUAAUUGGGAUAGAGCCAUUGGUACAGGCACAAACUCUCCCUCUCCAUUAGCUGUAGCAGCCAGUCAAAGUGGUCCUUUAGCUAAUUCAUAUAUGUCGUUCUCCACAUCAUAUGCUGAUUCAGGUUUAUGGGGAAUGUACAUAGUAACAGAUUCUAAUGAACAUGACGUAAAGCUGAUUGUUGAUGAAAUUUUGAAGGAAUGGAAGAGGAUAAAAUCUGGUAAAAUUACAGAUACAGAGGUAAAUAGGGCAAAAGCCCAGUUAAAGGCUGCAUUGCUGCUAUCAUUGGAUGGUUCGACAGCUAUUGUGGAAGACAUCGGCAGACAAGUAGUGACAACAGGUAAAAGAUUAUCACCAGAAGAAGUUUUUGAGCAAGUUGAUAGAAUAACUAAAGACGACAUUGUUAUGUGGGCAAAUUACAGAUUACAAAACAAACCAGUUUCAAUGGUUGCUCUAGGAAACACAUCUACAGUUCCUAAAAUUUCCUAUAUCGAAGAAAAACUAAACGAAUAA